Saimiri boliviensis boliviensis (Bolivian squirrel monkey) is the source of this 646-nucleotide messenger RNA. It is a transcript of the gene C12H10orf53, whose product is annotated as chromosome 12 C10orf53 homolog. NCBI's taxonomy places the organism in Eukaryota, Metazoa, Chordata, Mammalia, Primates, Cebidae. The record is from RefSeq and is a predicted model, not a curated record.
GAGGUUGCGUAGCAACGUGUGUUGCUCCCUAGCCCGGGCUGCGGCGGCGGAGGACUGGCGAUGCCCAAGAACUCGGUGGUCAUCCUGCGCUACGGGCCCUACAGCGCGGCGGGCCUGUCAGUGGAGCACCACACCUUCCGCCUGCAGGGCCUGCAAGCUGUGUUGGCCAAAGAUGGACACAAGGUCAUACUAGAGAAGAUAGAAGACUGGAAUGUAGUGGAACUCAUGGUCAAUGAAGACGUUGUCUUCCACUGCGACAUUAAGGACCUGGAGUUCGGAGGUGACGGUACACUAGACCCACUAUGCGAAAAGGCUCGGAUAGCUGUGCUGAACGCCUACUGAUCUCCUCGUGGGACAAGUAUCUUAAAUUGGCGGAACAGCAGCUGCCCCAGCCAUUCUAUGAUGUAGGCAGAAGUGGCUGUGCCGGGGUGUGGACACUGGGCUCUACUAGUGAGAACAGGGUAACUCCGGCCUCACUUCCAGCCUACACAGCCUCAGGGUUCUCACCUGGCUGCACAGCAGUCCACAGAAAUAAUAAAAACCACAUCAUUUGUAGCAUCUCUCAAUCUCAACCCAUUGGGAGAGCCCUCCAAUAUCAGAUACACAUUGAGCUGAAGGAAAUCAUAAAAUGCAAUCAAAUAACAAG